CGCACCCGGAACAUCGCGAAAGCCAAAAUGAAGAGCUUGAUGCAUGUGGCCCUGAUCGCCCUCGUCGUGUCGGCGACGUGGGCUGAGGAAGCCGAGAAGCCGGCCGCCCAGGAGGCUGCUGCCCCAGAAGCCAAGAAGCAGGAGAAGCGCGGACUCCUCGGUCUGGGCUACGGAUACGCUUACGACGGUGGCUACGACAUCGGCGCCGCUGCUCACGGAGCUCCCGGCCUUGCCCUCGCUCACGGCUACGGAGGCGGCUACGACCACGGACACGUCGCCACCCACCACGAGAAGGUCAUCACCGUCACCAAGAACGUACCGGUGCCCUACCCCGUAGAGAAGCACAUCCCCUACCCGGUCGAGAAGCACGUGCCCUACCCAGUUAAGGUUCCAGUGCCACAACCCUACCCAGUCGAGAAGGAGGUCCCAGUCCCAUACAAGGUCUACGUCAAGGUGCCAGUUCACGUACCCCAGCCCUACCCAGUUGAGAAGAGGAUCCCAGUGCCGGUCCAUGUGCCAGUCGACCGCCCAUACCCCGUGAAGGUCUACGUGCCCCAGCCCUACCCAGUGGAGAAGCACAUCCCGUACCCCGUGAAGGUCCCAGUGCCCCAGCCCUACCCAGUUGAGAAGCAGGUGCCUUACCCAGUGAAGGUGCCCGUCCACGUGCCGCAGCCCUACCCAGUGGAGAAGAUCGUCCAGGUUCCAGUGAAGGUCCCAGUCGACCGCCCAUACCCCGUCCCAGUGCCCAAGCCCUACCCCGUCGAGGUCGAGAAGCCAGUGCCUUACCCAGUGGAGAAGCACAUCCCGUACCCAGUCAAGGUACCAGUCGACAGGCCCUACCCCGUCCACGUCGACAGGCCCGUGCCAGUGCCCGUCAAGGUCCCAGUACCCCAUCCCUACCCCGUCGAGAAGCAGGUGCCCUAUCCAGUAGAGCGCCCAGUGCCCUACCCCGUCAAGGUCCCGGUCGACAGGCCCUACCCCGUUCACGUUGACAGGCCCGUCCCUGUCGCGGUCGAGAAGCCAGUCCCCUACCCAGUCAAGGUCCCGGUCGGCGUCCCAGUCGUUCACAAGCAGCACUACGGACACGAGGCCUACAACAACUACAACAACUACAACGACUACGGCCAAUACGGACACUAAGCUCCGAGCCGACAACAGCCACACUCUGCCAGCAGAUCUCGCGCGCAAUGUCAGCAGCUCCCUGACCGACUCUUCAGCGCAGCAGCAGCAGCAGCAGCAAAAGCAGCAACAAACAGCGCCUCCACUAAUUAACAUACGAUUAAGGCUUCUUCUACUUUUUUCACACCUCGACUCUAUCUACUCUACACGCGAUCUUUUGUAAAUUAUCUCUCUCCGACAAUGCGCGGCGUAGGUGGACCGACCACGCGCGACUAAAUUGUUAACGAUCCUGCGAGAUCGUGCUGAUUGGCAACUGUACUGACUGUACGUCACACGACGGCCUGCAGGAAGAGCUGGACGCGCACGAGGAUACACGCUCGCGCGCUCGACUCCGUCGACCGCGCGGACGCUUACCUUACACACUAUGAUGACAAGAUCCAGCUGUUCCGCAAGCCCUGUUACGUACGCGAAUGGAAAAAAAUUGCGAGGACCAGGACCUCGGUGUAGAUUUACUUGUAUGUUCGUAUUUUGUACCGACUUAGGAGAUUAAUGUAUUUUUUAUACGGAAAAGACAUAAAGAACACAUGAAAAAUUUA
Messenger RNA from Nasonia vitripennis (jewel wasp), 1715 nucleotides. RefSeq names its product cuticular protein LCP family member 2 (gene CPLCP2). The transcript is spliced from 3 exons. Bases 28 to 1140 code for a protein of 370 amino acids. The record is from RefSeq and is marked validated. NCBI's taxonomy places the organism in Eukaryota, Metazoa, Arthropoda, Insecta, Hymenoptera, Pteromalidae.